Photinus pyralis (common eastern firefly) is the source of this 1758-nucleotide messenger RNA. RefSeq lists its product as uncharacterized. The transcript has a single exon. The record is from RefSeq and is a predicted model, not a curated record. The coding region runs from base 1 to 1758 and encodes 585 amino acids. Gene Ontology annotation, cellular component: nucleus. Gene Ontology annotation, molecular function: DNA binding. Lineage: Eukaryota; Metazoa; Arthropoda; Insecta; Coleoptera; Lampyridae.
AUGAGCCGAAAGGGUAUGAAAUAUGGCCAAUGGUCAGAAAUGGAUAUGAAAGAGGCGUUAAUAAAAUACAAAACAGGGGGAUUUGGUCUUAAUCAGAUCUGUGCCAUGUACAAUGUCCCCAAGCCUACCUUAAAAAGACAUUUAGCUUCGUCCAAUGUUAAAGCCAAAGAAGGCGUAAAAGCGUUAGGUCGGUCUACAGUUUUUAGUGCUGAGAUCGAAAACCAGCUUGAGGAUCAAAUAUUAAAAUUGGAGGAGAGCUUUUAUGGCGUGACAAUUCGUGAUAUCCGUAAAGCUGCUUUUGACUUUGCUGAGCAAAAUAACAUAAAACACAGCUUUAAUAGAAUAUCCCGAAUGGCAGGCAAAAAAUGGUUCUACCAAUUCAUGAAGAGACAUCCAAAUAUUUCUUUACGGCAGCCGGAAGCCACGUCUUUGGCCCGUUCCAAGGGCUUUAAUCAAGAAAAUGUAUUCGGAUUUUUUAACCUUUUGGAGAAACUAGUAGACGAAAACCGUUUGGAUGCAACUAAAAUAUUUAAUGUUGAUGAAAGUGGGUUUUCUACUGUGCAAAAGAAGUGUCAAAAAAUUCUUGCCAGAAAAGGAAAGCAUCAAAUAGGAGCAAUAGCCAGCGGUGAAAGGGGGGUAAAUACAACUAUGGUUGUCUGUACUAGCGCAUCUGGGCAAUAUGUUGCGCCUAUGAUCAUUUUUAAGAGAAAAAGAAUGAUGACUGAGCUUGGAAUGGGAGCACCACCUGGGUGUAUGGUCGUCAUUUCUGACACCGGCUACAUUAACUCAGAUCUGUUUGUGGUGUGGCUGCAGGGAUUUAUUGACGUUGUUAAGCCGUCUAUUGACAGUAAACUUGUGUUAGUGCUUGAUGGGCACACAACUCACUCCAAGAAUCUUAAGGCCGUGCAGUUAGCAAGACAACAUGGAGUUAUUAUGUUACAGUUACCAGGGCACACCACGCAUCGACUGCAACCCCUCGAUGUAGCGGUGUUCAAGCCAUUGGAGGGAUAUUACAACCAAGCUGUUGAAAAAUGGAUGAGGGAGCAUGCAGGGUUAGGAGUGACGCAGUUUCAAGUUGCGCAGAUUCUUGGUGAGGCCUAUCCAAGGGCAGCAACCAUUGCUAAUGCCAUAAACGGCUUUCGAAAAUGUGGGAUAUGGCCCGUCGACAGAAACGUCUUUCGCGAUGUUGAUUUUGCACCUUCACUUGCCUUACAGGAAGUCUCGACUUCAAAUGGAGUUGAGGUCAAUAACACUUCUCAUCAAGAUUCCGACACAAGUGACAAUGACGGCGACAUUCCCCUUUCUGAAGUUGUGAAGCAGAUGCAAUCGCCUCGUGUGCACAUUUCUUUUGAAAACAUAAUUCCUAUGCCUAAUGUAAAAGAAGUACGAAAUAAUCGCAAGUCCAAAGGACCGCAAAAAUCACAGACCUUAACAUCUACCCCAUAUAAAGAUGAACUGGAAGCUCGUGCAUCUGUUUCUGGUCAAGAUAAGCGUUGUUCUGUACGGAGAAGAAUUGGUUCAACCUCACCCAAGCCGAACACAUCAGGCAUGUCUGCAAAACAAUCAUCUAAACGAACCAAAAUGGUCGAUGCCGUAAUUGAGAUAAACGCAGAGGAGUGGUACUGUCAAAUGUGCGAUGAAUGCAGAGUGGAGAAUAUGAUCCAGUGCAUUAAAUGCCAGAAGUGGUCUCACGAGUCCUGUGUUACUUUUGUUUCUCCCGAUUAUACUUGUGACAUUUGUAAAUCUCAGUUCCGUUAA